Molecule: messenger RNA, 3552 nt
Organism: Tigriopus californicus
Lineage: Eukaryota; Metazoa; Arthropoda; Copepoda; Harpacticoida; Harpacticidae
Product: CDK5 regulatory subunit-associated protein 2-like
Exons: 2
Coding region: 170-3415 (1081 amino acids)
Biological process (GO): regulation of mitotic cell cycle spindle assembly checkpoint; establishment of mitotic spindle orientation; positive regulation of DNA-templated transcription
Cellular component (GO): mitotic spindle pole; pericentriolar material; perinuclear region of cytoplasm
Molecular function (GO): calmodulin binding; microtubule binding; gamma-tubulin binding
Source: RefSeq, a predicted model, not a curated record
GGCUAGUCGUCGAUUCCGUACCGUUCCUUCACAUCCAUCGAUUCUGGGCUCCCCCAAAAGCAGGCGGAGGAUCAGGUCAGACGGGCCCAAAGGAGGUAGUGGGAAGUGGGAUCACUGGAAGGUUGGUGGGUAAGAUUCGUGGCUAUCGAUAUCGAUCGAGGCAGGCGGGAUGACCACGGCCUCGGUAAUCAUGGACGAGAGUGUGUAUAUGGAUUCGCCGGAUUUGCCGCUCAACGACGACUCGGUCUUGCCUCCGCCCCUCUCGCCCGUUUCACCCGUUUCACCCACACCUUCGGGCCACUCCCAGACCAGUCAGGCCCCGCCGAGUCUGCGACCCUUGGUGGUCACGCCCACGCCCACUGGGGCCGGGCUGUUUCACUCGGAAUCCAUGGGCGGGGUUUCGGACGGCGGUUGGGGCGGGGCCCGACCCGGGUCCGGUUUCAACUUGCGCCAUUAUGAGGACGAGAUCCAGCAACUGCGCAAAGACAACUUAUCGCUGAAAUUGCGGAUUUAUCUGCUGGAAGAACGUUACGGAUUACUGGGCCAACCCCACAAAGAGGAUCGCGACAAUGUGUACAAGAUCAACAUCGACUUGCGAGUGGAAAAUGAGACCAUGAAGACCGAAGUGCAUGAGAAAACCAAGCUCCUCAAAGAAGCCUAUGACGCCAUGGAGAAUCUCGAAAUGGAGCGAUUACGUGAUCGCAGUCACUUUGAAACUCAACUCCACAGUCUGAAGCAAUCCCUUUUCGAGUCCCAAUUCUCCCAAUUGGAUGAGGGCACUCAAAGCUUGAAAUCCGGUGGGCGCGGAACGCAUAAUCUAUCGAGUGUCACCGAAGAUCCUACCUUUGAGGAUUCUUCACCCUUAGAGGCGGACCCGACGACCGUGGGCGAGCAAAGUCAAUUGCUUCUUCGCGAGGCUUUUGGCGACGAUUGGGGCCGAAAUUUGGCUCAAGAGAUGGAACACAAGCUGCAAUCCGUGGAACGGGAUCUGGAAGCCAAAUCCAAUGCGAUGCAAUCACUGCAAAAUGACAUGGAAACUAUCAAGGCCGAGAAAAAGGAGGAGAUAGAUCGAUUAAAAGCUACUGUCGAGCAAUUGGAGAUCCAGGUUCGGAGUAAAAAUGAGGAAGUGGUCACGAUGGAGGGACGUUUAAACCAAUUGAAUUCGGAUCUCCGGGAUUCCCGUGCUGAAACUGAGCGUAUGGCCAAUGUAGAGCGAGAAAGAAGACAGGAGAAUGAACACGUCAAGGAAUUGGAAGAAAAGCUAGGGCAGAAAGAAGAGGAAAUCCGGGCUCUGAACGACCAGAUUCGAGUCCACGAAACGGAUAUAUCGAGUUUAAAGGAGACCGUAGAGAAGAGCCAGAUAUGUUUGCAAGGCUUCGCCGAUGCGAAUGUGAUCAAAUUGAAGGAAAAUGAGAAGAUGGAGAAAGAGCUUCAGAAACGCGACAAGGCUCUGGCCAUCCUCAAGGAACAAUACGAGCUCCUGAAGACGAAAGUGCGCAAAUACCGCGCCAAUUCGUCCAACCAAUCUGGAUUUUCGCAAGAUUCGCAUCGCGAGGAGAAAUCACCGGGAGCUCUGACCGAGUUGCAAGAGGCUCUCAAGGAGGCUCAUGAGCGCGAGCGACUCCUUCAGGAUGAGAUCGAGCAACUUCAGACUCUUUCGCCAAGUUCUCAAAUCCCCGAGAAUGUUUGGCUAACGCGGGAAGUAGAGUGUCUCAAAACGGAGCUGCGAGAAUUCAAAGCACAGGCCUUGAAAAAGGCCGUUAAAAAAGCCGAUUUGGCCUACCGAAAAUCUGCUGAAACCUACACUCAUCACGUUCAGGGGGUCAUUGAAACCAUGCGACAACGCUUGGUGGAACUGGUCGACUUUCUUCAACGACUCAUAGCCAUGGAUGGUAAAGAUGGCAUCUGGAAUCUGUCAGUCUUGUCCGGCUCAAUGCGGGAAACCUUGCAGAACUCUAUCGAAGAAGGUCGACGUCUUUCGCAAUCCCUCUCAAAGUCAUUAUUCAUGGACGAAGAUUUGGAUGAGACGCAACGAAGUUCCAUGGCCGUGGAGAUUCCUCAAUUUAUUGCGCCUCAUUUAUCGGAACUGGAAGCUGAUCUUGAAGCUGACCAAGAUCAGGAAGUCAAGAUCGAUUCCAAGGCCUAUGACUAUCACUCCUUGAUCAUGGAACUCAAAGAAAACGUCCAAGGCCGUAUCCAGGCCCAACAGGAGCUAGAACACGUGAAGGCCAAUCUCAAGAACCAUAAACAAGAUCAGUCGGACGACGAGGAUGGCUGGAGUCAGCCCGAUAUGAAAGAAUCUCAAAAGCGCAUGGGCCUUGAAAGAAAGACUUCCGUGUUCCAGUCCAGCCCCCCUCGUCAAGAUUCUGAGAGCUCAGACGAGCUGUCCUUGAACAAGUACCGAAAAUCCAAGGCCAAAGUAAUCGGACUCAAGGCCAGAUUGUCUUCUCAAGAGGAGCGAUUCAAAACGGAGUUCACCGAGAUCCACAAUCAACUCACCAAGGCCAAUAAGAUCAUCACAAGUUUGAAGGACGAAAAGAGAACCCUCACAUCACAGUUGACCGACAUCAAGAACGAGCUGGACGAGAACAUAGCCACUGUUAUGGAAGAGUUGAGUCAAGUGAGUCAGACCAAUCAGCGAUUGACUCGCAAAGUCCGAGAUUUGAAUGGCAAUCUGGAAGAAAUGCGGAAAACCGACCAAAUGCUCCGCAGUCAAAUUCAAGACUUUGAGAGUGAAAAAAGAAACACUCAGAACCUCCAGGCCCGUGUUCAAGAGCUUGAAAGUCGAGAAAACGAGCUUAAACAGGACAGUCAAGGCCUGCGAGAGGAGAUCCAGAACAUAGAAGGCCAGAAGGCCAAAUUAAGCGAGAAACUUCAUGAAUCCGAUCGGAAACUUGAGCUCAUCGUUCGGAAAUACGAAAGCGAUCUCCACACUUUAGAACAGCAAUCUGAUACCAGAAUCCACGAGUUACAAACGGAAAUCACCCAUCUAACCAAGAGCAAACAUGAUCAAGAACAACAAAUGCAAGAGCUCAUCUGCAUCAAAGGCCGAUUGAUGCGGGAGAUCACAACUAAGACCGAGACUUGCAGCCAUGGCCAAAAGAAAGUGGUACUCUCCAAUGAAGUCCUGGAAGAGUCAGAGGUGGCUUUGGGCGAUAAGCGACGAACCCAUUUGUCGGAUGUGAGCAAUCAACCCAGAAGGUUCUCCAGUAGUCAAUGCGAUUGCUAUGUAAGGAUCCAAGAACUGGAGCGACUCUUGGGUCGAACCAGAGAGCUCUUAGACGAGGCCAACGCCGAAAUUGUGCGUGAGAAGGAGCGGAAGCUCAAGAUCGAACGGAGUGUCCGGAAACAGGUGGUGAAGACCAAGAAGGUCCUUCAAAAGACCAAGGACACACCCACACCCAUCGUCGAAUAGGUCCUUCCUGUCUCACUUACUUAAUCACUUACAUGCUGUAUUAGACAAAAUUGACUUUACUAAUACACCUUACCUACCUUAUCCUUCGAGUGCUAUCCGAACCUGAACUUACGUACGUACAAUGAUUUGUGCAGGAA